UAAAACGAUUCGUUUUCUACUCCUAUAAAAAUGUCAGAAGUUGAAGAAACAAUUAAAAGAAUUCAAAGCCACAAAGGCGUUUUAGGAAUAAUUGUGGUGAACAGUGAAGGAAUCCCAAUUCGAACAUCUCUGGAUAAUUCUACAACGGUUCAAUAUGCUGGUCUAAUUCACCAAUUAACCAUGAAAGCCCGAAGCACCGUUCGUGACAUCGAUCCACAAAACGACCUAACAUUUCUCCGGCUCCGGUCCAAGAAACAUGAAAUUAUGGUCGCACCCGACAAGGAAUAUCUUCUGAUUGUUAUUCAAAAUCCUAGCGAGUAGAACCAUAACAAUAAAACGAUGCAUGUUUCAGUUAUUAUUGUACAGUUUAUAUAUAUGUUGCAUUUAAAAAUGAAUUACAAAACCUCUGAUUUUAACUUUGAACUUGUCAUUACUAAACAAAACUUGUUUUUCUUAUGUAGUUACAAUACCAUGUAAAUAUGUUUGGUUUGAUGUUUCAUGUUUUGAUGUACUCACAUACUUUUGAUGUACUUAUAUUGUUUAUAUUUUUAG
This is a messenger RNA of Ciona intestinalis (vase tunicate), 552 nucleotides long. NCBI's taxonomy places the organism in Eukaryota, Metazoa, Chordata, Ascidiacea, Phlebobranchia, Cionidae. The record is from RefSeq.